CGUGUUCGUCGCCUCCUUCACACAGCUACAACACAGGGCCUGCCCUCGUUUCCUCUUGGUGGACUUGCUUUUACCCUGGUGGAGGCUCAGAUACACAUGUCACACCAGCUACUCGUCUCCUUCGGUCUUUUCUCAAGCGCCCUCAUCCUGGCCGGGCUAGCGCUCCUGCCAAGACCAUCUGUUCUCCUCGUUGCCGUCACCAUCUCUUCCUUGUCUGCUGCAGCCGCUGGCCUCAUUGGACUCCGUCUACUUGCCUGGCUUUUCUAUCGUCAGCCAACUUAUACUCGUAGCGCUGGCUGGCCGGAUGCAGCAAAGGAGUCUACAACACAAGGCUCUGCAGAGUACGGAUGUGAAGGAACUGACUUGGAGACAGCUCUUGCCUGGAACCCCGUUUCGGCCAGUUUCCUACUCCUACUGGCAGGCUUGGCGGCCAGGUCGGCUGGAGGUUUGGCUUCGUUUUGUCGGCCAUCGAGAGCUCAAACAGUUCCUCCCAGCGGUCGACACCAUUAUGACGCCCUGCAGACAAGUCCUCCUGACCCUCCUGAACAGGCCCGGCUAUCUCCUAUAGGUUCCCUUAAACUGAAAGGCAUUACGCCAACGAAACGCAAGACCUCUAUCUUCACAGCUAUUUGGAGGCGGAGAAGCUGGUGUGCAAGCGCUGGUUCUUCUGUUCGAAUUCUCUCGGGUGGUAAUUCGCAACUCAUCAGCUCAGGCAAAUAUGAUCGUCUGACAAACUUGGUUGCAGGGCAAAUUAGGGUCACACUUCACGCAUCUGGCUGUCUUAUCCUCUCUGUUAGUCUACUCCUCACCUCUAACGUCGACUUUGUUGCAGAGUAA
Protopolystoma xenopodis is the source of this 837-nucleotide messenger RNA. NCBI's taxonomy places the organism in Eukaryota, Metazoa, Platyhelminthes, Monogenea, Polystomatidea, Polystomatidae. The record is from the annotation of a GenBank genome assembly.